AUGAGUAUUGAUCCGGUGGAGCUUGCUUUAGGUGCUGUUCUAGGAACAGCAUUCAGUGUACUCUAUGCUGGCGUUGAAGAUCUGAUUGCCAAGAACCACUUGUUCAGAGGUCUCUUCAAAGACAUCAAAUCCAAGCUAGACACCCUGAAGCCACUCCUCGCCGAUAUGACACUGUCUAACAAGCAACUGUCGUACGCAAACAACGAUGAGCUUAGAGGUUUAGAACAAGUACUCAAGGCCGGAGAAGAGCUUGUUCGAAACUGCUCAAACGUUAGUAGGUGGGAUCUCUACAGAAAGUAUAAAUACGCCACAAAGCUUCUUGCAUGGGGAGAAGAUCUUGAAAGCCAAUUCAAGCUGCUGCAGGUGCACGGAAUCAGGGAUGGGAAGAGGACUGCGGUGGUAGUAGAAAACAUAGAGGUGGGGGUUAGCCAAAUCUCUAGUACUCUGGAGGAAGUGAACCAACGCAUGAUAGAGAAUUUUAUGAUACAAAACCAAUCUGCUUGGUGUGGAGUACCUGCACUUCCGGAGGUUAUAGUUGGAUUGAAAGCUCCAUUGGAGAAAUUGAAGACCGAGCUUCUUGGGAAUGAAGAAUUCUCAAUGCUUGUGCUCACUGCUCCGGGUGGAUGUGGGAAAACUACCUUGGCAACAAAGUUUUGCACAGAUCAGGAAGUCAAAGAUAAAUUCGGUGAAAAUAUCUACUUUGUCACUGUUACCAAGAAGUAUAGCUUAGAUUCAAUUGUAGAACAACUAUAUCGAAGCAAGGGUUGUCAAGUUCCUACUUUCCAAAACGAAGUGAAUGCAGUUCAAGGGCUGCAACAGUUUUUAAAGGAUGAAGGAGGGAAACCCUUACUGUUGGUCUUGGAUGAUGUUUGGUCCGGAUCAGAUUCUCUUCUUUGCAAAUUUGAUUGCAAAAUGGCAAAAAUGAAGAUUCUGGUGACAUCAAGAUCUGAAUUUCGAGCAUUCUGUCCUCCAUAUUGUCUAGAAAUGUUGGGUUGUGACGAUGCAAUGAAACUUUUUCAUCAUUCAGCAUCCUUGGGAGAUAAGAGCUCUCAUAUUCCACCAAAGCUUGCCAGAAAGAUAGUAGAGCGUUGUAAGGGAUUUCCACUUGCCAUUACAGUGGUGGGCAGAUCACUUUGUGCACAACCUAUAGAGAUGUGGCAAGACAGACUAAAUCAAUGGUCUAAAGGUUCAUCUAUUUUUGAUUAUGAGACUGAUUUACUUCUUUCCCUCCGAAGGAGCUUGGAUGCUUUGGACACGGAAAGGGCUAUCAUCAAACAAUGCUUCUUGGACCUUGGUUCAUUUCCUGAAGACAAGAGAAUCCCUGUUAAUGCCCUUAUUGAUAUAUGGUCCGAGUUACAUGAUACGCAUGAAGAUACUUCGUGUAUUGCAGCCCUCUGCGAACUCAACAACCGGAGCCUGGCUAAUCUUACAGACAAUAGGACGGGGAAAUUGGAUGGGGAAGGAUAUUAUGGUGACCACUAUGUCACCCAACAUGAUUUGCUUAGGGAGCUGGCUAUUUAUCACUCGAAGCUAGAAUCAGCAGAGCUUAGAGAAAGAUUGUUCAUAGACAUAUGUGGAAGCAAUCUUCCCAAGUGGUGGAGGGAACAAAAGUAUCAAGCUUUGAAAGCUCGCCUUCUAUCUAUAUCAACUGGUUGUCCCAUUUUUCCGUUACUGUUCUUAAGCAAUAUGUUCACUAGAUUCAAUUCACUUGCAUCUAAUAGCAUUUUGUUUGUAGAUGGAGAGUCUGCAACUUUGAAAUGGCCAAACAUGCAUCUGCCAGAAACAGAGGUACUAGUGUUGAAUUUGCGGGAGACAAAGAAGUAUGCUAUACCCGAAUUUGUGGAGAAAAUGGAGAAUUUGAAGGUACUAGUAAUCACAAAUGAGCAUAUCUGGAAAUGUAAGUUGACCAAUCCUCAACUAUUAAGUUGGUUUUCCAAUCUAAAGAGAAUGAGAUUAGAGGGCCUCUCAUUAUCAUCCAUAUUCAACUCCAUACAAGUGAAGAGUCUACGGAAGUUGUCUUUGAUCAAAUGCGAUUCUGAAUCAGAAAAGUUUUCCCAUGCUUUUCCAAAUCUUGAAGAGAUGUACAUGGACCAAACUGCUAUUUGGAAGCCAUUAUUUCGCGGGUUAUGUGAUCUGAUUUCCCUAAAGAAGCUCACCAUCUGCCGGCCAGCUUGGAUACAAGUUCCUGACGAGAUUGGAAAUUUGGUCAAUUUAGAAGAAUUGAGGUUGAUGGAAACGUCACAGCCUUCAGAGUUUCCAGACUCGAUCAGGAACCUCAAAAAGUUGAACACUCUUUGCAUAUUGGAUUGCUUCGUCUUGAAAGAGUUACCUGAAUGUAUUGGUGAAAUAAGGAGUCUAAGAAAGAUAGACACGAGGGGUUGCUACAGGCUCAAGAAGCUGCCGCUAUCAGUAUUGGAUUUGAAGCAGUUAGAGGAGGUGAUAUUUGAUGAAUAUUCCGAAAGAGUAUGGCUACCCCUGUUGCCCAGUCUCAGAGACAAAAACAGAGACAUACGCAUUGUUGUUGCUGCGGUCACUGAUUGCAGAAGAGAGCAUUUAAAGGUUGAACAGAGGAGAAUAGACUUUCUAAAGCGUCUAAAAAUGGCUGGUGGUGUGCGAUAG
Molecule: messenger RNA, 2619 nt
Organism: Fragaria vesca subsp. vesca
Lineage: Eukaryota; Viridiplantae; Streptophyta; Magnoliopsida; Rosales; Rosaceae
Product: probable disease resistance protein At5g66900-like
Exons: 4
Coding region: 1-2619 (872 amino acids)
Biological process (GO): defense response to fungus
Molecular function (GO): ADP binding
Source: RefSeq, a predicted model, not a curated record